Molecule: messenger RNA, 2292 nt
Organism: Vigna umbellata (rice bean)
Lineage: Eukaryota; Viridiplantae; Streptophyta; Magnoliopsida; Fabales; Fabaceae
Source: RefSeq, a predicted model, not a curated record
UAUCCUAUAAAUUCAGAGCCUGUAUCUCACAUCCUAGACACACAGUAAUCACCAAUUCCUCACAAUUCACCGCAAGCAUCAACUUUUUCUAUCUAUUUUCAAACCAAACCCUUUUCACUCUCUGGCCACAUCGACUUCUUUCCAUUUCUUUCUUUCUUAUUUUCUGUUGUCUUCUCAAAUACAUACAUGCAUACAGAACAUACCCCUCACAGACAUCAACAUAGAGAUUUUUCUCCCUUUCAAAAAAGAGCAAGAAAAAUAAUUAGGAGAAAGGUUUGACAAGAAUCGAAGAAAGUGAGAGAGAGAGCAAGAAUCUUCAUCUUUCUGCAUGUUGCGUACAGAAUCUUUAAAGCGAAAUCCUGCUUACGUUAACCCACGACGCUGUUCCAAGAUUUUGUUCUUUUCUCUGGAACUUCCCAACAUUCUUCUUCCUCUCCCUCACCCACCAUCACCACCACAACCCCACAAUCCAAUAACUCAUCAUCAUCAUCAGCAUCAUCGUACACUACACACAUGACAUGCAUGUAUCUUCAUUAAUUGCUCAGUGAAACCACACGUACACCGGGUAGUGUAGCUACCUAGCCUGUGGGGUACUUUUCUAAUUAAUUAUUAUCUUCUUCAAUUAAUGGCCGUCAACAACAACAACAAGCUUCUUCUCAUAACAUUCGCCAUAUGCCGUCUGAUAGUAACGGUGGGAUUAACGGUGCUCCCGGAGCUGCUCGAUGUGGGACUGGAGGGUCGACUGAGCGUGGACACGUGGGAGCUGGAAGCGGCCUCUGUGGACUUCGGGAGGCUGAGCAGAGGGGUGCCUUCAGAGGUGGUGCACCCUGCGACGGCGCAGGAUGUGGCGAGGGUGGUGAAGGCGGCGUUCGAGUCGGCGUUGGCGGUGUCGGCGAGGGGACAUGGACAUUCGAUAAACGGGCAAGCGCUGAUAAGAGAGAAGAAAGGGGUGGUGAUUGAAAUGGGAAAGGGUGGUGGCGGUGUUAGAGUGUGUGAGAAAGGAAUGUAUGUUGACGUGUGGGGUGGAGAGUUGUGGAUAGAGGUUUUGAGUGCAACAUUGGAGUAUGGGCUGGCUCCCAUGUCUUGGACCGAUUACUUGUAUUUGUCUGUGGGUGGAACCCUAUCCAACGCAGGAAUUAGUGGACAAACCUUCAAUCACGGUCCUCAGAUCACCAAUGUUUACGAGCUCGAUGUGGUCACAGGAAAGGGUGAGCUGGUGACAUGUUCAGAAGAUCGUAACUCGGAGUUGUUCCAUGCUGUUCUUGGCGGUCUUGGACAAUUUGGAAUCAUCACAAGGGCUCGAAUUGCUCUCGAACCAGCUCCUCGCAGAGUUCGGUGGAUUAGAGUUUUGUAUUCGAAUUUUGGAAGGUUUUGUGAGGAUCAGGAGUAUCUGAUUUCUCUGCAUGGGAAACCAGGGAGGGAGAGAUUCGAUUAUGUGGAGGGUUUCGUGAUAGUUGAUGAAGGGCUGAUAAAUAAUUGGAGAUCUUCGUUUUUUUCACCAAGUAACCCUGUUAAUAUCACUUCCCUCAACGCCGACGGAGGUGUUUUGUACUGCUUGGAGAUUACAAAAAACUACGACCAAGAAAACGCAGAUUCUGUUGACGAGGUACACACACAACCCAACAUAGAUUUUCUCUUCUUUCUCACUCUCACUUAUAAUAAUAAUAAUAAUAAUAGUAUUAUUCACUGCCAUACACUUAGUGCGCUGUGACCAUAAAAUAUUCAUAUAUCAUCAGUUUUUAUCUUAGUCUAUUCAUGACGUGUUACUUUUAUUAAUUACUUUUAGUUUCAUACAUUAUGUAUCAUCUGAUCACUUUAAUGGCGAAAGAGAUUCCGGUAAAGAGUAAGGAAGAAUAUAUCAAAACCUGUUUUUCUGAUUGAAAAUGGAAGGAUAAGUUUCUAACAUUAAAUCAACGUGAAUGCAAAAGAGGUCCAAUAUAUGAAAGGAGAAAAAAGUGUAACUGGAAAACAUGAAUGGACAACAUCGAUGCCAUUGAUUUGAACAUCAACAACAACAAAAAAAAACAUUGAUUUGAAAAGCAGACAAACAUGACAGAACGGAAAUAGCAUUAUGCAAUAACAGUUGUUUUACGGCAUUAAACUUGAAUGUUUAGUCAGACACUAGUUUGUCUUUUCUUCAAACCAUUCUACUAUCCAUGAAAGGAACAUUCACGUUCUGAAACGUAGUGAGUUGUUACAAAUUUGAAUGCUGUUUUGAAUGUUCUGAAAUCCUCAAUUACUGUCACUUUAACUGUAUUUUUGUCUUCCAUUAUUCUUUUAAGUCGAUGAGAG